AUGUUAUUAAUUUUAAGCGUUAUUCUUAUUACGUUUAUACAAACGCUUCACGCCAUCGAUUGGGGUUGCUCUUCAAAUGACCCCGUUUGUGGUGCCGACGGAAAGUCAUAUAACAAUAUAUGUGAAUUUAACAACGCAAAAUCUGAAGACGGAGAUCUAACAAUAUUGUACGAGGGACGCUGUCUGAUUGGGCUAACUUCAUAUGAUGGUAAAAAAAAACAAGAACCGAAAGACCAAGAUACUCUUAAAUCUAAAUACAAAGCUUUAAAAAAAAUACCGAAACAAAACCUUGUGCAACAAAUACCUGUAUAUGCCGGAGAUCCUGAAAUUUUGUUUAUAUUCAGCAAAUGUUUCCGAAAAUGCCGAAUAGAUUGUCCUCGUCAGAUAAUAUUUGUUAAUAAAGUCAUAUAUUUUACACCUCCAUGUAUGCGAUGCUGUUUAAGUAAU
Molecule: messenger RNA, 447 nt
Organism: Brenthis ino (lesser marbled fritillary)
Lineage: Eukaryota; Metazoa; Arthropoda; Insecta; Lepidoptera; Nymphalidae
Source: the annotation of a GenBank genome assembly